UUAUAGUGAUAUCGGAUAACGGCGAAAGGAAAAUACGGGUGGAAAAUUUAAUAAUUUCCUGCCUAUCGGAGUUAUUCGGUACGGCCGUUUUGCUUUUCCUGUCAUGCACGGCUUGCACGAUGUACGUGCAGGAUGAUAUACCGAGCAUUCAUCCGAGCUUGGCAGCCGGACUUGCGGUUACAGUCGUAAUUCAGAUGUUGGGGCAUGUAUCUGGCGCUUAUGUAAACCCAGCCGUCACCCUUUCGGCGUAUAUUCUAGACGAAAUCGAUUUCAAACAAACGUUAAUGUUUACUGUUAGUCAAAUCGUGGGGUGUCUUUGCGGCACGGGAAUCCACAGACUGUUGACUCCAGCAGAGGCGUUUAAUUUGACUGAUGGUAGAGGCGUUUGUGUCAAUUCCCCAGGAAAAGGGAUUACUGAUGUUGAGGCGUUAGGUAUAGAAAUAAUUUUAACGAUUAUUUUGGUGAUAGCAAACGCGUCGAGUUGGGACAAAAGGAAUUCGCAUAAAUCCGAUUCGGUACCGUUGAAAAUUGGAUUAGUCGUCGUUUCUCUCAACAUUUCUUGCGCUGCUUAUACAGGAGCCAGCAUGAAUCCAGCACGCAGUUUUGGCCCAGCUGUAUGGUCAGGUGAUUACGGCUCUCAUUGGGUGUAUUGGGUAGCUCCUACCGUUGGAUCGGUUAUAGCUAGUUACAGCUACAAAUAUUUAUUUGCUCACCGUGGUCGUUGAAUUUGUUUUUGCAUUAGACAAUUUUUACUUGCGCCCUAUUAGUUUGAUUUUUACGUGCGAGAGAAACGCAAACUUUAAUAUUGACUGUUUGGGCGCCCAAAGAAAAUAUUUAAACUAUUAAAUUAACUCACCAUUAUGAGGUUGUUCAAACUUU
Molecule: messenger RNA, 879 nt
Organism: Phyllotreta striolata
Lineage: Eukaryota; Metazoa; Arthropoda; Insecta; Coleoptera; Chrysomelidae
Source: the annotation of a GenBank genome assembly